Messenger RNA from Lachancea fermentati, 1044 nucleotides. NCBI's taxonomy places the organism in Eukaryota, Fungi, Ascomycota, Saccharomycetes, Saccharomycetales, Saccharomycetaceae. The record is from the annotation of a GenBank genome assembly.
AUGAGUGAUUUGACCGCGAUCCUCAAUCAGAUAAACGACUCCUUGAAGGCUACAGGGCAGUCUCUUGACACUUUGCAGACGCAAUACAGAGCGCAGAAUGCCCUCAACGAUGAGGCCAAGAGUGCAAUCAUGAAAAAUGCGCUCGGCGAUCACACACUUGAGAAGGUUUCCUUGCUCUCUCUCAAAAACGGUACUAUUCUAGCAUACAUUAAUAGCCUGCUCGAAAUCGUGGGUGAAAAGCUUUACCAGACGGAUGCAACUGCCAUGAAGGGCCGCCAACACUCCAUCGAACAUCGGGUGGUGCUAGAACGAGGUGUGAAGCCGCUUGAGAAGAAACUCGCCUAUCAGCUUGACAAAUUGACGAGAGCUUACUCUAGAAUGGAGUCUGAGUAUGCUGAGGCUGAGAAACGCGCCAUGGAGCGCACCACGCAAGGCAACUCCUCCGGCGACGACGAAGCUGACUCCAGUGACGAAGAAGAAGAAGCAAUGUCCUACAGGCCUAACGCGUCUGCAAUGACUACCAGUGGACGUUCAGGGGCCAGGGAAGAGCAAAAAGGAGCCGAGGAAGAGGAAGACUCACAGAAUGCCACUUACAAACCACCAAAGAUCAGCGCCAUGCUUCCUCCACAACAUCAUUUCGACGACAAGUUCGUUGCUAAAGACCACAGAGACAGAAGUGGUAAGUCUCGUAUGCAAGCCAUGGAAGACUACAUCAGCGAAAUGUCUGAGCAACCCGAAUGGGAGUCCUCUGUUGGUGCUAACAUCGUGAAUCAUGGUAGAGGCGGUGUUAAAUCGCUACGGGACACCGAAAGAGAACAGCGGGUGAAGAACUACGAAGAAGACAACUUCACAAGACUGCACAUGCAAACCAGCAAAGCAGAAAAGCGCAUGGCAAAGCAAAGAGAAAGAAUGGCAAGAGUGAACAUGAUCGGUGGUGAGGACUUUAGCAUUUUCAAUUCCAAGAGAAAGCUCGAAGAUUCUACCUCCAGAAAGGGUAGCAAAAAGUCUCGUAACGCUUGGGAAAGAGCAAAGAGGAAUCUGUAG